Messenger RNA from Brassica napus (rape), 2052 nucleotides. RefSeq names its product AAA-ATPase At1g43910-like. The record is from RefSeq and is a predicted model, not a curated record. The transcript has a single exon. NCBI's taxonomy places the organism in Eukaryota, Viridiplantae, Streptophyta, Magnoliopsida, Brassicales, Brassicaceae. The coding region runs from base 654 to 1076 and encodes 140 amino acids.
UACAAGUUGAACCUGAUACACAAAUAUAACUUAAGAUAUUGAUGACCUCCGUAUAUUACAUGUAUGAUUUUGGUAUAAUGUACUCUUAGAAGGUAGACAACUGAUCCUGCUUUGGUCUUUGUGUUUUUAAAUCAUUCGGUUUAAGUAACCAACUGGUUUUUUAGCAAAAAAUAAAAAAAAGUAACCAACCGGUUUUGAUUAAAAAAAAAGAAGUAAUCAACCGGUUCUGUUUUUUCGUAAUCAUUCACUUUUUACAUACAAAUGACUAAUAUCCUUUUUGGUUGUAUACAAUAAAUAAAAUUAUCUAUUAUAAACCACAAGUUUAUCAUGUGAACAAUUACCAUAUUAAAAAUAUAUAUAUUGUAUGCAAAAUUUUCAAAUAUAUAUUACUAAACAUAUAAAUGAAAUUGUGUUUAAAAAAACAUACCCGCACGACCGUACAGAUUUAACUCUAGUUAAUAGUUAAUAUUAAAUACCAUCUCUUAGCAUUUGAACAAAAAAAAAAAAAAAUACCAUCUCUUAGCGGAGUUUUUUAAUUCACAUUUACUAUUAAAAAAAUUUAAGACACCCUGAAUGGAUCUCUAGGUAUGCUCUUGUAAAUAAGCACAUAUAACUCUCCAACUCUUUACCAAAGCUCCUCUUUAACAAAAAAGAUGGCGACUCUCUAUAAUCAAGUUCCUUCUCUAUCUGUAGUUUUCUCUCUCUACACCUAUUUUUCUGCAAUCACGAUGCUCUUUCGUACAAUCCUCAACGAGGUUGUUCCCGAGCGAAUCCGAGAAUACGUCUCUCUGAAAGUUGUGGACUUCACCUUUGUUAUCGAGGAACGGUGGGAGUUUGCUGAGAACCAGACUUUCCGUGCGCCUGAAGUUUACUUACCCACGCGUCUCGCCGGACUCUCCACCAGUGAACUCCUAGUGGGUUCGAGUGAUCUCAAGAACCCAGCGGCUGAGCCAAAACUUGGAAUCGCUGUGAAUAAAAAAAUCAUAGAUGAGUUUGAAGGGAUUCGCCUUGAGUGGACUCUUCACUCUGUUGAGACUAAGAAGUAUUGCCGGGAGAAACGGGUAGGCUCUGUUUAACUUAUACCUUUGACUCUCCUCUUUUUUUUUUUGAAUUAACCAUAGUGCCCUGCGACCAUAGCCCACGUACUAAUCUGUGGGCCCAGCAUGCCGACAUUUUUUUUGUUCUUACAGUGUUGGUUUGUGGAUGUUUUAAGGUACUUUCACUUGACAUGUAAGAAGGAAUUUCGUGAGAAGAUACAAACAAAUUACUUCACAUACUUGGCGAAAUCAGCAGAGAAGAUAAUGAAGCACCGAGAGGAUCUCGAGAUCUUCACAUACAACAAAAAAGAUUCUUGCCGCCAUUUUCGAGCACCACGCCACAUUCGAGACCCUAGCCAUUGAGCCAGAUCUCAAGACAACAUUGAUCUAAGAUCUUGACGCUUUCUCCAAAGGAAAAGACUUUUUCAAGAGCGUGGGACGUGCCUGGAAACGUGGAUAUCUUCUUUACGGUCCUCCGGGUACCGGAAAAUCCUCAAUUGUCGCUGCAAUCGCUAAUCACAUCAUGUGAGAUAUAAUAUCUAUGACCUCCAGUUUCAGAGCGUUAAAGACGAUGGUGAGUUGCGUGAGAUGGGCCUUAUGGAGGGAUGUAAUCCAUCUCCUACAAUACGAAAUAACAGGCCCAUCUCCUACAAGGCACAUCGAAUAACAGGUCCUAAUCCAGCAAGUCGGAUUAGUUUGGUCGGCUCGGCGGCUAAACACGUCAGCUCGACCUUAGAGUACUUUUAGACGGUCGAGUAAGCCAACCGAAAGUAUCCGGCUUGGAGGGAACUUUGUCCAGGCCCGCAUACUCGGCCUCUCGCAUCAAGGCCCAAAGAGGUACGAAAUUAGGGCAUCAAGGACAGAAAACCUAUAAAAAGAGGAGAACAAGCAACAAGAAAGGAGACUUUGGGAUUUUACACACUAAGCGGCUAGAUCUAGGGUUUUAGCGAUCUCUUUGAUCUUGUUGCUCUCUCACUUUCCUGUCACUCUUGUAACCCUUCAGUUCGAAUCUAAU